Verticillium alfalfae VaMs.102 is the source of this 2040-nucleotide messenger RNA. RefSeq names its product L-amino-acid oxidase. Bases 1 to 2040 code for a protein of 679 amino acids. Gene Ontology annotation, molecular function: polyamine oxidase activity; L-amino-acid oxidase activity. Gene Ontology annotation, biological process: amino acid catabolic process. Lineage: Eukaryota; Fungi; Ascomycota; Sordariomycetes; Glomerellales; Plectosphaerellaceae. The record is from RefSeq and is a predicted model, not a curated record. The transcript has a single exon.
AUGUUGAGUCCUCAAGCCACCUCGAUCCUGGUUCUCGCCCUCAGCAGCAGGGUCCUGUCAAGUCCAGCCUUCAUAUUUCAAGACACCAUCCGCUUCCACGGCCUCGACAGUGUCUCGUCAGAGUCAGUGCAUAAUAUCCACGUCACCUAUGAGGACAACUUUCCGCACGGCAAUGUUAAAAUUGUGUACGGCGAAUGUAACCCCAAGAGCACCAACCACUAUCAACAUGAAGUGGCGUCUCUGUUCACGAGACGGGAGGCUGCCCCAGACCGUCUGGUAUGGGUCGUUCCCCAUGAUGUCAGCCAGGAAGGUUGUCUUCAUGCCUACUCUGAGGGCCGUCUGCUUGGUCGUUCCGAGCCCAUCAGCUUCUCUCACCCGCAUCGAAAGCGCCAGACCCUACACGAGACGGGCGAUUCCAACGGGCUUUGGUUCAACGGCGUCAAGUACUUGAACUCCACCAAGAAGGCCUCUCUGUCUACAGCCGAAGCCAAGAGCAAGAAGAUAGCCAUCGUCGGAGGUGGAAUGGCUGGACUCAUGACGAGUCUGCUCCUGACCUCAGUUGGCAUCACUGACUGGCAUAUUAUUGAGUCUACCGCCCGCGUAGGCGGCCGUGUUCGCACCAAGUACCUCAACGGCACUGGACCCAACGACUACCAAUACCAGGAGAUGGGCCCCAUGCGAUUCCCCGUGUCAGUUAAAUACACAGACACCAACGAGACCCUCGACAUUCAGGACCACAAGAUGGUCUUUCAGCUGGCCGAUGUGCUCAAUGAGAUGAACGGCGAAGACUCGGAUCUAGCCGUUAAGUUCAUCCCCUGGAUCCAGAGCAGCCCCAACACGCCAACAAACUCGCGCGGAUACCGCCUACCGAACGGUCAGAUUCCCAGCAGCGCGCAGGCUGCUGCCAGUCCUGGCAUGAUCCCUAAGGCGGCCAAUGCCUCUGACCCUGAAGGUGCCGAGCUGGGCGGUAAGUUCCUCGAACGCCUGCUUGACAUGUCACCGGAGCGCAUGCGCAACAUUUCCACGAACGUGUUCCAAGCCCACCGCGACGCCAUCGACAGGGGCCUCUUCAGCUGGUCCGAGGCCGCCUACCUCAAGUACCAGCUUGGUCUGGAUGAAGACACUGUCGACUUUGUCGGCGGUUCAGGCAACUCGCCCAUGUGGGGUGACUGGUAUGACAAUGUCUACUUCUCGGCCACCACCUGGCGCACUAUUGACAAGGGCCUUGACUCACUCCCUCGGGCUUUCACGCCUCAUGUCGAGGGAAAGAUUACGUACGGCCGAAAGAUUGACGGGCUUCAGUACAACGAGACGACGUCCAAGGUGGCGCUCACCUGGAGAGAAAGCCCCCUUGACAGGGAGCCCAAGAGUGACGAGUAUGACUAUGCAGUCGUGGCCGUUCCAUUCUCCAAGAUCAGGCUCUGGAGGACUCCCACCUAUUCCAGCCUGCUUUCGAGGGCCAUCUCCACUUUGAAUUACGCCCAGUCUUGCAAGGUUGCUCUGCACUACGAGACCCGCUUCUGGGAGCACCAGGAGAACCCCAUCUUCGGAGGCUGCGGGUCAACCGAUAUCCCCGGAGUCGGCUCCGUCUGCUACCCCGCAUACAAGAUCAACUCCACCGGGCCCGGUGUCAUCCUUGGCUCCUAUACUUCGGGCACGGCAGCGCGCUCCGUCGCUGCUCUCAGUGAAGAGGACCACGUUGCCCUUAUCCAGCGCGCCAUGGUGGAGGUCCAUGGCGAAAUCGCCAACGAGCAGUGGACCGGUGCCUACGAUCGUCAGUGCUGGGAGGUGGACGAGCACCAGGCUGGCGCAUGGGCGUCCCCUACCGUCGGCCAGCAGGAGCUGUUCAUUCCUGCGUACCACAAGACCGAGAUGAACACCAUCUUCGUCGGUGAGCACACUAGCAUAACGCAUGCCUGGAUCUUUUCAGCUCUCGAAUCUGCUGUGCGGGGAACCACGCAGCUACUCUUGGAUCUCGGCCUUGUCGAUGAGGCGAAGGAGAUUGUUGACACCUGGAUGGCGCGCUGGAUCACAGUAUAG